Molecule: messenger RNA, 2456 nt
Organism: Telopea speciosissima
Lineage: Eukaryota; Viridiplantae; Streptophyta; Magnoliopsida; Proteales; Proteaceae
Product: bZIP transcription factor 17-like
Exons: 2
Coding region: 55-2322 (755 amino acids)
Cellular component (GO): nucleus; endoplasmic reticulum membrane
Molecular function (GO): DNA-binding transcription factor activity
Source: RefSeq, a predicted model, not a curated record
UUCCUUCCCAUUAAAACCUCUCACUCUGUGAUCUGAAACCUCGAAACCCCAAGGAUGGCGUGUCAAGAACACGCUAUGUACGGUCUCCUUCCUGAAACCGACCCACCAAACCCUAAUCCAUCCACAGAAUACGAUUCUCUCCCUCUUCCCCCUCUCGAUUACGAUUACUUCUCCGACGAUCUCAACUUUCCAGCAGGUUUCGCAGCGAAUCUAGGGUUCGAUGGCGACCUUAGUGACAUCGAUUUCACCUUGGAUGAUUUUAUUUUAUCCCCUGAGAACGGAUUAUCUGUCACCGGAGAUCUUUCUGAUUCUCUUUCAUGGCAGAAUUCGAAAGCUACUGAUGGAUCGGGGGUUUCUUCCUUGUCUGGGGGAUUUGAUGUCGCUGGGAUUUUGAAUUCUCCGUCCCCAGAAACAGGUAGCUGCAAUCGAGGAUUUUCUUGUGCUGCUUCUUCUGAUGCAUCUGCUGGUUGUGGGUCGGGUUUUGAGGAGGAUAAGGGUUUGAAUUCGCUGUCGCCGGAUUCUGGUUGUUGCAAUGGAGGUCAGUCUGUGUGGGUUUCAUCGUCUCCUAAUUCAAGCAAUAACGCUUCUGACAUCUUUGUUGAUCAGAAGAUCAAAUCGGAGGGAGUUGCUAAUGGGUACAUGGCGAAGAGGAAGAAAGCGAAGGAAGAUUGCAACACUGACCCUAGGAGUUGUAAGUUCCGUAAGUCUGAGAAUACAAACUCUAUGUGCUCUAAUGGUUCAUUGAAUGAAGAAGAGGAGAAGAAAAAGGCGAGGCUGAUGAGGAACAGGGAAAGCGCACAGCUCUCUCGGCAGAGAAAGAAGCAUUACGUAGAGGAGCUUGAAGACAAGAUAAGAUCCAUGCAUUCUACAAUUACAGAGUUGAAUAAUAAGAUAUCCUAUUUCAUGGCUGAAAAUGCUAGCUUACGGCAACAAUUAAGCGGUGGAGGGAUAUGUCCACCACCUACCGGAAUUUAUCCACCGCCACCGAUUGCUCCCAUGGCUUAUGCUUGGCUUCCUUAUGCUUCUUACCCUGUGAAACCACAAGGGUCUCAAGUUCCAUUGGUUCCUAUUCCAAAACUGAAACCACAGCAAGUUACAACCAAGACAAAGAAAACUGAGAGUAAGAAAGUUGAGACCAAAACUAAGAAGGUUGCUAGUGUUAGUCUUCUGGGUGUGUUGUUUUUCAUGUUUCUGUUUGGAUUUUUGGUUCCUUUUGUAAACGAUAGAUAUGGAGUAAAUGAAGCAGCAGUAAACAGUGGAUUACAGUUUUCUAAUAAAGGGGUUUAUGGUAAUCAUCAAGGGAGGGUUUUAACGGUUAUUGGACGUGGUAACGAGUCUGAUCAUAAUGUAGGAGUAAGAUUGAGUACUGAGAAGUCAUUUCUUACUGGAGUUGACGGCCAAAGUAUGCGUUAUAAAAGAGACAGGUCUGAACGGGUAGAUUCAGAAGCAAAACAGAACAUAGGGGAAUCACACCAUUUGCCUCUGAGGAAUGCUAGUGAGCCUCUUAUUGCAUCACUCUAUGUUCCAAGAAAUGACAAGCUUGUGAAGAUCGAUGGAAACUUGAUAAUUCAAUCUGUUCUGGCAAGUGAGAAAGCCAUGAAAUCGUCUCAUGCUGCAAGUGAAUUGAAGGAUAAGGGAACUGCAUCUUCAGCUCGUGAAGCUAGAGUAACUGGUUUGGCAAUUGCUAGCAAGUUGCCUCCUGUGCUUGGUGUUUCUCAAGCUGGGAGGAAUGCUGAAAGACUUCCUAGCAUGUACAGGAAUCUAAAUGAUCGUCAGAGAGCUCUUGCUCCCAGUUCUGGAGAUACAGACAAGGACAAUUCAAAGUUAAGUACUGCUGAUGGAUCGCUGCAACAAUGGUUCCGUGAAGGCCUUGCAGGACCCAUAUUGAGUUCCGGCGUGUGCACUGAAGUCUUUCAGUUCAUUGAAUCUCCAGCUUCUGUCAAUGCGGCUGCUAUUGUUCCAGUAACUACAGUCACCAAUUCUACCACACACAAUCCUCCACAUUCUAGUAAGAGGAAGAACAGACGGAUACUCGAUCGUGCUUCUAUUCCUCUUGCUAGAUCUUCAGAAAACAAAACUGAAGAACAUUUCGGGGGAAACUCGAAUGGUGAAAACUUUCAAGGCAAUAAAUCUGUUUCUCCAUUGAUUGUUUCUGUGCUGGUUGAUCCUAGAGAUGCUGGUGAUGUUGAUGUUGAUGGAGUAAUCUCCUCAAAGUCCCUCUCUCGGAUUUUCGUCGUUGUUCUUCUGGACAGUGUCAAGUAUGUUACUUAUUCAUGUGUGCUUCCUCUCAAAGGGUCUGGUCCUCAUCUGGUAACUACUUGAAAGGAAUAAGGUUAUCUAUAUUAAAUUAAUCUUUUAGAUAGCUGCUACAGUUCGCUGUUUUGUUAUUAGCUUCAUGUUCUAAUAGUCCUCUGUAUUCAGUCCAGUGGCAUGGAUGAUGCAUAUGCGAUUUUUGC